Messenger RNA from Clonostachys byssicola, 1791 nucleotides. NCBI's taxonomy places the organism in Eukaryota, Fungi, Ascomycota, Sordariomycetes, Hypocreales, Bionectriaceae. The record is from the annotation of a GenBank genome assembly.
AUGAGGCUGCUUAACGUCAAAUCGAGGGAGCUUCAUGAAUUCUUGGGCUCCCAAGUGCCCAAUUACGCAAUUCUAAGCCACACAUGGGGUGAUGACGAAGUCCUCUUCAACGACAUCCAGCGUGGGACUGCGGAAAAGCGACGUAGCUACGAUAAAGUCAUCAACUGCUGCCGCAAAGCCACCGAGGAUGGUCUGCAGUGGGUAUGGAUUGACACCUGCUGUAUCGACAAGUCUAGCAGUGCCGAGCUUUCCGAGGCCAUCAACUCCAUGUACCAGUGGUAUGCGGAUUCCAGUGUCUGCUACGUGUAUUUGGAGGAUGUUGAAUUCGGUCUCGAGCACGGCCUGCUAUCCGACACAAUCUCAAUCAAGCCCAGUCGCUGGUUCACGAGGGGCUGGACCCUUCAAGAGCUUCUUGCCCCCUCGUACAUCAAGUUCUAUACAUCUAAUUGGGUGGAUAUCGGGACCAAGUCGAGCCUGGCGAAAUACAUAUCGAGUAUCACCCUCAUACCCGUACCCAUCCUCCGAGGACAUGAUCCAUCCAAAUGCAAAAUCGCACAACGGAUGUCUUGGGCAGCAGGGAGACAGACCAGUCGGCUCGAGGAUCAGGCCUAUUGCCUGCUUGGUCUCUUUGGGGUGAAUAUGCCUCUGUUAUACGGCGAAGGGUCAAGAGCUUUCAUUAGGCUCCAAGAGCAGAUUAUGAGACAGGAAGAAGACUAUAGCAUUUUUGUUUGGUCAGCAACGUACCAGCCUCCACACUUAAUGAGGGGCCUUCUCGCAUCGUCGCCGGCUGAAUUUGGAGAGCGUAGUGGAAAUGUAGAUUUCCGCCCCGAUCCCUUCUUCCAUAGCCAAAACGAUCAAUCGAUGCUUGAUGAGCUGGUGAAUCAGAAGCAGCUUGUUGGCGAAAUGCAUGGUCAGUCCUUCCAAUGGAGAAAGGCAACGCCAGGUAUCACUCUGUUUGAAAAGCUCCAGAUCGAAAAGCAGAUGGAGAUUAUCAACCAUGACUUCCAGCAUUCACCUACCGGAUACGUACCGCCAAAUCCGCCUGAACAAACCAGCCGGGGCCUCCGCAUCAGCUUUCCUAUUCUCGAGUCAGCCCAUCCUACUAUUCGCCUCGCUUGGAUUCAGUGUGAGUUUCGUAAUCGGCUACUCUGCAUCCCACUGAGAACUAUGGCAACUGGUACAUACGAACUAUCCUAUCGUUUCUCCCCGACCUCGCUCAUUAGUGUCGACAAGUCAUUGCUGCCAGAAUUUAAAUUGCAACAAUGUCUUUUCCAUCCCUACGAGGACUGCUCCCGGAAACUUGGACCUGGGAUCCCAUGGUCUUCUCCGGGAAUGGUGCGGACUUGCCUGGAAGAUUCUAACCUACAUUCCAUCGGCUUCUGGCCACCAUUCACCGUUGACGAGAAUCAGUUCCCAUUUAAUAAAGGCCCUGAAUCGCACAUAGUAGCUGUGCUUGAGUUGGAGUAUAAUGCAAAUUCAGUCCGCAGCCGCUUCCGCGUUUCUUUUGGUAUCGUCAAUGGUGUCCCUUGGUGCACUAUAGAUCAAGACGAGCAAGAUAAGGAGGCCAAAAGUCUGCGCUCUGUAUGGGAUGAAUAUGCUCACGCGAUGCCAGAGCUCUCACAUACGCUAGGAGAUCGAGUUUCCAAGACAUCACUUCAAUCCUCCAAAGUUAUCCUGAACGCUUCAAUACAUCGCGAUGUGUUGGUGGCACGGGAUGAAAACUUGUACGUUCUUGAAGUUGGAGUUUAUGAUGCCUCUUUAGAGCACUCGAACUUUGCUGCAAGUAAAUGA